Messenger RNA from Moesziomyces antarcticus, 5112 nucleotides. RefSeq lists its product as uncharacterized. The coding region runs from base 1 to 5112 and encodes 1703 amino acids. The record is from RefSeq and is a predicted model, not a curated record. The transcript has a single exon. NCBI's taxonomy places the organism in Eukaryota, Fungi, Basidiomycota, Ustilaginomycetes, Ustilaginales, Ustilaginaceae.
AUGACCGCCUCGGAAGCUCCGGUGCGCCUGGACGUGCAGCUGCUCAGUCGCGCCUCGAGUGCGGACGUGGUGGAAUACUUGCGCGACCAGCUGCGGCUGCAUCCCGAGCCAGCCGUGCGUCGCUCGGUGCUUCACUUCAUCACAAUCGAUGCUGUGCCGCCGACCAUCUCGCGCAUCUGGCUCGAGACGGCGCGCGAGCCCGAUACACUCCGCGAGGCACUCCAUCAGAAUCACUCGGCGUUGCUCCGAAGCCAGGCCAUCCGCCGACUCGCAAGCGUGCUGCGUGGCACGCACUGGAGAGCCACCUGGGAUGCGCUCGGCUCGACCGAAGGCAUCGCUCAACUGCUCUCACGCUUCUCUGUCUGUCACAUCCGCCAGGCAACAAAGGCGAUCGGACGCAACGUCAAGGGCAUCGACGCUCAUCACAAGGCGCAAAAGAGGCAGGCCAUCUCUGAGCUGCUCCUCCACCUCGUUCCCUCGAUCCGAUCCUCCUCCUACCAAGCCUCGACCCAAGCUGGAAGUUCUCCGGAAAAGCGCGACCUCAUCAAAGCCUACGCUGAUCUCUUGCCUGCAUGCACUCCCGAAUUGGUGCAUCGUGUGCUCUUCGAUGCCGCGCACGGUGUGCCCCUUCACGGUCCUCAGGCCACUCUGCUUCGAGAACACCAUCAGGUCUUCCUCGAUCGCGCCUCGCAGCCUGGAUCCAACAUCUUCGAGUCGAACUGGGCGGAUCACGCUUCGCAUCGACUGGAGGUGGUCUACGCUGUCGUCUUUCCCGCCGCUGGUCAGCACGACUUUGGCUCUGUGAAGCCAUUCCUCUCACUGGCUCUCUCCAGUCUUGUCAAACAACUUCCCACAUCCUCCAACUCGCUUCGCAGAGUCAGGCAGAAGUAUGCCGGCCCGCUCUCCAACCUUCUCCACAGGCUCGUUGCCUGUCCUCAUUGGUCGCUGCACGAUCGCCGCGCUGCAUUUGACCUCAUCCUCGAUACCCUACAAACCCACUCCAAAGACCAUUACACUAUCAGAAAUGUUCUGUGGGAGCAAGCGGCUCAGCUCUGGGCCGAAUCGCCCGAGCUCUUCCAGCCUGUCCUUCUUCGCGCUCUCAACAUGGCUUCCCGAUCUCCGCGCUACCUUUGCUUCUCGCAGGUCCAAUCUAGCGUCCCCUCAAUCAAGAGGUGGGAGCUGCUCAAACUCAUCCAGCGCUCGGAUCCCGUCUGUCCAAUCGACCUCGACCAGGAUGCCGGACUCAAGGAGCUCCUCACCCAUCGCAACGCCAAGCGCUGGUCUUUCGGCAUCUUCCAGGCUCUGCCCCCACAGCAGGCUCUCAAGUUGCUCGAACGGCUCGCCGUUCAUUUGCCCCGUGACGAAUUGAUCUCGAUGGGUGGAACAUCGGGCUACUCGAUACUCGGCGUCGGCUCGGAACACGGCUAUCUCGAUUUCGACAUGGCUCGCUUCGAGCUCGAUCCUUCCGUCGACGCGCAAGAGCGAUCCAAGUGCUCAAACGAUGCCAUCGAAGAACGCAAGCGCAAGAUCGCAAACAGCUCCGAUCCCGACGAUCGCGAGACUCUGGCGCGUCAGGCUCUCUGCUGGGCCACCUGCAGCCGCUCGUACGAGCUCUACACCAAUACCGUCGUGUGGAUGCGCCGCUUCGUUCGCGAUGUCCACGUCGCCCGCUCCAUCUUCACGGCGUGGGCCAUCCAUACAAAGGAGGCCACCUCGCUUCUCUCGGGAAUUCCGCAGCGACCCGAUGCCUCGCUGACAGUCGACACGGUGCGCAACGACAUCGUCCAAGCCAAUCGCGCCAUCUGGGAGUGGUUCGAACUCGUGCGCGCAGCAGCUCCUGAACCCAGCUUCAAAGCAAGUGACUUCACAGGUGCCAGCUUGAUCAUCCUUGUUGUCGUCAUCGAACGCAUGCGUAGGAUCGAGCGUCUGCAGGCUUGCUUGGGACUUGACGCAGAUCAGAUCUCGGCGCUCGUAUGGGAUGACACGGUCAGCCUAUUGAUACGCAUCGAAGAGAUCUGCAUCGACCCAGCCUUCCGUCGUCUCGAGCUGUACGACAUCGCCGGUCCCCUCGCCAUGCGUGCCAACAACUACGCACGCUCGUUGCCUGGCAUCCACGUUCGCACCAUUGCCGGACUCUCCUUUGUUGAGAAACUUCACGCAGCCAGAGAUGCGCUUUGGAAAUCCCAUCGGAUCUCACUCAACCCCUCGGUAGCGAGCCUUCCUCGCGGUGUUCCUCACGGCCUGCCACUUCACGUGGCUCCAGUCAUGUGGAACUUGGACCAAGUCCUUCCUCAAGCUGCCGCAAGCCCCUUGCUGCGAACAGCGCGAUCUAUCGUGUUCGCCGAGCCUCAAACAGCCAUGCAGCCGCUACCGGACGACGAGGAGACACUCGAUGCUAUUGGGGGACACCAUGAGGACUGGGCUUUUGCAUUGCUCCUGCUGCUCAAGGCUGAACAGGGCAAAGCUGCAAAGCUUCAGCUUAUGAGAGAGGCGUGGCUUCACGCUACUCGCAAGCUUGCAGACUCGAGGCUCUCGCGCGACGAAGCGGAAACAUGGUGGUUAACAGAGGUCUUUGAGCCUGCCGCCCGCAAAAAGAUGUUUCCGAAUCCACGAAAAUUCGCUCAAUGCGCUCCAGCUCUGCAGUUGCCAGACGCGCUUGCACCGGACGCUGUGACAUGGGCUCCAAACGCUCUCUUGGUGCAAGCCCCCAAGCGCUCACAGAAGGCACCCAUGACUGUCCUCGACACCAUAAUCGGCCAGGAUGUGCUUGGCGGGCUUCAAGACGGCAGCCUCUGUCGGUCUGCCUCUGCUUCGGAGAAUCGUAGCUGGAAUCGCAGCGACGCGCUGGAGAAGCGAAGGCAAGCUGUACAAGCGUUGAAGGCGGGCAUCGUCGGGUCCGGCCCCCGCAACCAGCCUAGGGAGACCGUGCGGAGCUUUGUGGAGGCGCAUGCUGCGUUGCGUCUGCUCCUGCUGGACCACAACUGCCCUGAUGGCGACACUUUGGAACUGCCGUUCCCCAGUCAGAACCAGGUCCGAUACCCGCAACUGGUGCUAAGCGAAGCAUUCCUGAAGACACCCGAGUCGAAGCUGGGUCUGGACCAAGACGUGCGACAGUGGCUAAUGCCCGUGGUGAGCAUCGCACCGCCAUCACUCUUGCGACGCUUGGCUGAACGGGCACUUGCUGCGCGAGCAGACGGGCGUUUGCCAAAGACGUCGCGUCUGGCUCUUGACCUCGUGCUGUGCCUGCAGGCGGGCGACCGACCACGUGAGGCGCUGCCACUGGUGCUCAAGAUCGUGCUCGAGAACAGAGACGACAGCUCGUGGCACCGCAUUCUCUUCUCCAAAGGAUACCUCGAAAGACUCUGCGCUCAAGACGCCCGGGAUGCGGUGCAAGGCCUGGCGCGCGAGAUCCUCGCCCGCACUGGGGUCCCCAGCACGCAGCCGAACACGGACGGGCCGAGCAUCAAGGUCUCGACGGUCAAGCUGCUUGCCCAAGCCAUGGAGGGAGCCGAGUAUGUCGCUCCGUCGGACGCUAUCGAAAUUCUGAUGCAGCUACUGGAUCGCGCCAAACACGCCGACAUUCGUCACGCCGCUCUGGAGGCGUUGCUCGCAUCUGUUUGCGGGCGACCCAGUACGUCGGACGCUGCGUCGACAGCGCUGCGAGAUGGAUUGCAAAGGCUGGUUCCGAUCUUGGCUGCGCUGGACGAGACGCGACCGGAGGAAUCGGCUCUGCCAUGGGCUGAAGGGGCCCUGCCGCACAUCUGCGAGGGCCCAGCAACGGCUCGAAAGGACGUGGUGGGGAUGCGCCAACUGCCGCGAACUUGGGAGCUUGUGAUGAACGCACUCUCGACCUACAAGGCGUGGGCCGCUGUGCUGAUGCAGACGGUGGUAGUUCCGGCGAUCGAGCAGUCAAUCGAACUGCACCGACGAUGGCUGGAUCGCUUUCUGCGCGAGCACGACGCAUCGAUCGAGAGUGUGGCGCUGCCAGUGCCUCCAGUCAAGGUGCAGAUCCUGAAGAGGCUGGUGCGGGAACACGCGUAUUUGACGCCCGACUGGAUGGUGCAGCUAUACUGCGACUAUCUGCGGGCUCUCGUUAGUCCGACAGCCAAAGUGCGCGAGAUCAACCGUGCUCUCAAAGAGAGGCAGGACAACGCGGCGAGGCACUGGUUGGCCGCAUACGAGACGCCGGCCGUCUCAUCGUCGUCGCACGAUUGGCAGCUGGGAUCACUGCCAUUCCUUUCGCCGUUCGUAAAGAGCCUCGUGGAAGGCGCGCCUGAGGAUGUCGACGUGGUCGAGAUGGUGCGAAGCCACGCCGAGAGCAUCGAUGCAGCGUCUCGAGCGGUGCUGGAAGCGAUGGAGAUCGUGCUAGAGGUGAAGCGCGUCGACUUGGCCGCGCUCCGCUACUUGCUGCAAGCGCUAGCUCCGCCGCCGAGGAAGAGCGCACGGAUAGCGGUCGCACAGAUGCGCGCCUGGACGCGGUGCGUGCGACCGAUUUUGGCGGAGAUGGUGGAGAGGAUCGAUGCGCUGCGCACGCCAGCGUGGCAACGCAAUCCCGAGCGUCGACCGGCAAGGCUGCCGAGCACUUUGGAAUACCGGCUGUGGCUGCUACCGUAUCCGUCGUGCGACGAGGCGGAAGGAGCGACCAAACUCGCACAGCAAUGCCGCGAGUUUGGUCAGGCGCUGGGGGAACAUAUCGAGAUGUUGGUGGCGCAAGCGGUGCCUUGCCACGAGGAGAUGGAGCGGCUGCACCAAGCGGCGAUGGGAUGUCCCGCCAAGCAGCGGGGCCUGAUUGCGACGGCCGUGGGCGUAUGGCACGGAGAGGAACUUCCGGACGCGACGAGCCGCAUGCUGGUGCGGAGUCACUGCAUCGAUCUUGCGGCCAAGCUGGUGUUUGCCGCCGAGCUGCCUGGCGAGAGCGAGGCGUGGCUGGGGGAGCUCAAGAGUAUGGUGGAAGGGUGGGCGCGGAGCGAAGUCGAGUGGAUUCGCGAGAGGGCGCAAAGGCUGGCGGUGCCAGAUCUGGACUUUUUGGAGUAUGCCGACGCUGCGAUCGGCGAUGUGGUGCGUGCGGUGGUGCCUCACGAGGAGGAGCCUGACGAGUUGGAGAUAUGGUGA